Molecule: messenger RNA, 2544 nt
Organism: Punctularia strigosozonata HHB-11173 SS5
Lineage: Eukaryota; Fungi; Basidiomycota; Agaricomycetes; Corticiales; Punctulariaceae
Exons: 8
Coding region: 20-2209 (729 amino acids)
Source: RefSeq, a predicted model, not a curated record
CGCGUGUUAAAUUUGCUUCAUGGGCAAAGGAAAGAAACGCACGAAGCGGUCCCAAAUACACGGAGAACAGAGUUCGCCGUCUACCGAACUAGUCUUGGCGAGUCGCGUGCAGCAAGACGAGCUUCUGGUUAGCUUGACCACCGCCGGCGACGACUGGGAGGCGAUAGUCACGAUACUAUGCAAGAACUUUGGGAUACCGUCGCUGACGAAGCGCAAAGGGCUCAAGCAAAUCCACACCGAAAUCGAUAAAGUGUACGAACGGUUAGAUGCCGCAUACAUCCUAUAUGAAAGGAAGGGUGCCGAGAUGGUUCUGGGAGGCAUCGUCGCGAUAUUAGCCAAAAUGUGCGGCGAUCAUAUUCUUCGUAACAAGCUCGUCAAACGAGGUGUGGUGCCGAAGUUCGUGCCCCUUCUCGACUACGAAAAGUGCCGGCAUCUGGCGCUGCGAGCUCUGGUCAGUUUAACCCAUAAAGCCGAGCAGGACACGCGGAUCGAGAUCGCCCGUCACACGCCAAAGCUGAUUCGACUCAUGAAGAGCCAUCCUGACGACUACAAGAUCCAGGAGCUGUGCUUGGUGAUUAUGGGUCACGCUGUAUCCGCAGCCGUCUCCCCCAGGAACGGCUCGCCGCCUGAACCUGAUGUCCUCGAAGCUCUCACCUUGACCGAGACGCUUGAGACUACACUUGAGGUCCUCAGAAAGCCAGGCCGCUCGAUUUACCUGGUCGGACAUGCCUUGGACCUGAUUGUGAGCCCGACACACAACUGCCCAGAGGAGUAUCACAAGAACCCCUCAGCAGCGAAGUUGUUGAUCGCGUUCAUGCGAAGCAGCGAUCUCGACAUAAGGGUUUCUAUCCUCAACUCCCUCCUUGCCCUCCACGCUCCACAAGAAGAGGAGGAUGAAACAGAAUACGACUACGAGUCGCUCGUUGAUGCCACGUCUACUGGAAAGUGGCCUUCGAUUGUUGAUCGCGCGAUGGCGGGCUACGGGACGACGAAGUGCGAGAUCCACAUCAUGCUUGAGACAAUGAGAGAGUGCCAACGCGCACUGAACGAUAUCUUCGACAAUCGGGACUUCUAUUCCCUUGGGAAAAAACUGGUUGACUACAUACUAACAACAGAAUUCCCCAUUCCUGACCCCGAAGGCGGCGAUCUGGACCAGCGUGCCGAUUCCUUUAACGAAGACGAGACCUUCGAGUUUUCGUUGACCUCGUGGUUGGAUGUUCUACCUAUCGCCGCCGAAGCUAUCCGACAAAUGGGGCAUCCUGACGAAUCUCACCUCGCCGAGAUUCUCGACGUCAAAUUCCUCUCGAUGCGCUACGGCAUGCCUGUAGCCUGCGAGCAAGCUUGGGAUGCGCUCAAAGAGUAUCCGGACGUGGCUUACUUCUCUUACGUCAUUAGCACCAGCCAAUCGCAUGACCUGGGGCUGCGCUACGCGAAGAACGCCUUGCGCUCACCACAAACAUUGACCCCCUUCCUGAAGUACGACUUACUUGCGCAGAGUAUAGAGCAUGCCGCUAUCAAGGGGUUGGAUAUACUGCAAAUCCCUCGGGUAUCUAGCCGCAAGUGGGAAGAAGGAGUGGCGUUCCUCACUAGAGCCUGCGAGGACGCACAAGUGUAUAUGGCCGAGGCCCCACCCGAUGCAAGGAGGAUGAAGAAUGUCAUCGACUGGUACAUUCUCCUCACGCUCGUGAUCAAAGGCAAGAAAUUAUCGCCGGACUUAAGGCAUUUCUCAGAUGCACUGAAAAAGCUGCAAGUCAGCGACGAGGUGUCGAAGUUCCUUGGAUUCCCUCCAACCGACACGAGGGUGCGUCUUACUCGAGCGUUCGUCGUCGACAACUACGCGGCGGCUGAGAAGGAGUGGGGAGACCUGGUGCGGCAUUUCGACGCAGUCACUACGAAAGACAAAGGCGCACGGGAGCGGGAAAGCAUAGAUCCGGAGCUGGUUACAAAUGACCUUGCGUUAUGGCUUGAGCAGGACGACGAAGACGACGAAGAACAAGACGACAAAGGCGGGGACGAUACUCUCACAGUAUGGGAGCCGCCUUCCGAGCUUUCUGUCAGCUCGAUUCCACUCUACGAAUGCAGCUAUUGUCAAAACGCAAGCGCCGUGCUCAAGAAGUGCGGGGGUUGCGGCAAUACGAGAUACUGCAAUUCAUCCUGUCAGAAGAAACACUGGAAGCUACACAAAGCAUCGUGCCGUCGAUCGGUAUAGGCUCUUCCUGAGGCUCCGGUCGAAUGUACUCCUUGCCAUGGGACACUGCACCAUUCCUAUCUCCGAAGAUGCUUUGAUGUCGCUCUCGUUGGCCUUCCCGGAGCAAAUAUUGGAGCUCCGAUGGCCUUCCGAACACCGCGCUCCCAGCCUACGUUGAAGACAUCGCAACGAAAGCGUGUCGUGGCGGCGCUUCCAUGCCCAAGAUGCCGCUGACAUUGUGGUCACCGUUGAUCUUGUCACGGACGUGUUCUCAGAUUCAAGAACGAUACGCAUACUGUGACUGCAUGUAUAACGAGACUUCUUUUGUCACGGGUAUCGAUUGCAAUUAUCACUAC